This is a messenger RNA of Onychostoma macrolepis, 1048 nucleotides long. It is a transcript of the gene nat8l2, whose product is annotated as N-acetyltransferase 8-like 2. Lineage: Eukaryota; Metazoa; Chordata; Actinopteri; Cypriniformes; Cyprinidae. The record is from RefSeq and is a predicted model, not a curated record. The transcript has 2 exons. Gene Ontology annotation, molecular function: N-acetyltransferase activity. Bases 178 to 867 code for a protein of 229 amino acids.
AAGCGUAAAGAUCUGUCGGCUCUCUUAUAGCUCUCGCGGUACUUUGAUGUCAUACACUGAUCGUUCUGCGCAGCGCCGCUUCAAGUCAAACACACCUCAUGUGACCGAAAGUGCAGGAUCUGCAGACUCGAACCGACCAGUGACUGGAAAUUAAGGAUACCAAUAACCAAACUAAACAUGCACUUUGUGAUCCGGCGGUAUCAGCCGUCUGACCGGGAGGCUGUGGAAAUGGUUUUCCGGGAAGGAAUAAUGGAGCACAUCAAUCCUGCGUUCAUGCACGCCAUGACCCGACCGCUGCACAUCACUGUAAGCCUGUUCUUUUACAUCGGCGCGUAUGUGAUGAGUGGACAGUCUGUCGUUCUGGCCCUGGUGUCUGGAGGAGCCUGGAUCGGCUUGGUGUACUUCUGCUGCUAUGAGUUCUACGCCGGCUACGUCCGGGCGAGACUGAACACGGACAUGCUGGACAUCCCGGGUUACUACCUCAGCAAUCCAGAUAACUGCUUCUGGGUAGCCGAGGCUGAGAUACACGGCCGGCCUCAGGUUUUGGGGAUGGUGGCUGUGGAAGGUAAAAGUGACCCGGGAAGUGGUGGGAAAAAGUAUGGAGAGCUCUACCGGAUGAUUGUUUCAUCCACCUGUCGCCGCUGUGGUCUCGGUGUACGGUUGGCCAAAACUGCAGAAGACUUCUGUAGGGAACGCUGCUUCUCAAAGUUCAAACUGUCCACCACGUCUACACAGAAAGCGGCCGUGGCGUUGUACUUUAGGCUGGGUUUUAAACUCGUCCUGGUUCAUACUCAGACCGAGUCUCCCAAGUGGAUGAUCUGGAUGACUAGAUCCAAAAUUCUGACCAUGGAGAAGAACAUUGAAUGAUCAUUAGCUUCUCAUCUACAGGCUUAAAUCCUAGAAGUUUUAUAGAUUGAUUGAUGUACUGUUCUUUCAUAAUCAUAUCUGCAUGGUUAUACUGCACUUUUUAUAUACUUAUAGUCUAUAGACUAUAUUUUAUAGCACUGUUUUAUAAUACACAAAUGUGAUUAAAGAUUUUUCACUUUUG